This is a messenger RNA of Fimicolochytrium jonesii, 1154 nucleotides long. RefSeq lists its product as uncharacterized. The record is from RefSeq and is a predicted model, not a curated record. The annotation marks the transcript as partial. Lineage: Eukaryota; Fungi; Chytridiomycota; Chytridiomycetes; Spizellomycetales; Powellomycetaceae. The transcript has 6 exons.
UGGGAAAAACGGAACGCGUUCUCAUCUCCUUCUCACUCUUUCUCACUUUUGGGGGCUGACCCCUGGGGCUGACCACGGUCAUAAUAUGGCCUUAACAUUGUUCCUACCUGUUCCGAUCCCCUUUCAACCAGCAAGUCACUCAAAUAUGGACUUUGGACGAGCGCUAGCUGUAAGUGGUCCUCUUGCCACUCGCGACUUGCCGUCGCUGAAGCAGAAGUUGCAAGAUCUCGAACAAGAAGUGACUGCCUCCAAAAAGAAGGUCGAGGACGCACGCGAUGCUGUUGGGGUGCUACAGGCGAAAAUUGAGGUGCAGAUGGUUCAUAUUCAUCGGCUUCGCAACUUUAUGAGCAAUCGGAAGCUUUCCACCGUAUCCACAGAUCCGUUUAGUUUGGCGCUCGAAGAGGAGUGCAUCCUCCGCGAAUACCAGUAUGCGAUCACCUACGCUAGAGAGCACAUCGCUGCCUUGUUGGAGCUUCGCACUGCCGUAAAUGAACGUAGGCAGCCUGCGGCUCACACCACGAACAUGUGUCGCCCGGGAGAUGAGGAUCUUCCACCAUACCUGACUUUGACCGGCCGUGCGCUCUCCAGAGGAAGGGGCCCUGAGACCACCGACGGACAUCCAGAGCAAAUGAACGACGGCCAGCAUGGACGGGGGGAAUCGACAUUUGUGUCAUCAUCAGAAUCGGCCGAAUCUAGGCAUCUGCUGAGCAACUUAAACGCUGUCGAAGAACGAGAGAUGAGGCUCCAGAUGGAGGUUGAAAAGAAGAGAAGGUACGAGGACGAGGUUGAACUAUUCGACAUGACGGCACGGCUGAACAUUGAGAUCUGCACCUCGACGGGGAGUUCGGGAACAAGUUCUCGAAUGACUGAUUGAGCAGAGAUCAAUCUUCUCGGGACUCGCAACUGCUGUUCUGAAGAUGAAUAGAGCGGCUCAGUCCCCAUCAAAGUAGGAGUAGCAUAUAGACGCCUUUGCCUCCCCUAUUAAGUAUUUUGAUCUUGGAAGUCUGUGGAUUGGAUAUCUUAUUCGCUGUAAAUAUUCCGUAUGGGCAUACCCUACUUGGACAAAAUUGGACCUUUGUGCGAAAACAUCCUAUCUCAUCGAACUCUAUGCGAAGUCUUUAGUUGACUCUGAUACUCUGCUGUUGUGAAAAUAU